Nilaparvata lugens (brown planthopper) is the source of this 1302-nucleotide messenger RNA. RefSeq names its product zinc finger protein 425-like. The coding region runs from base 1 to 1302 and encodes 433 amino acids. Gene Ontology annotation, biological process: regulation of transcription by RNA polymerase II. The transcript is spliced from 7 exons. Gene Ontology annotation, cellular component: chromosome. Gene Ontology annotation, molecular function: chromatin insulator sequence binding. NCBI's taxonomy places the organism in Eukaryota, Metazoa, Arthropoda, Insecta, Hemiptera, Delphacidae. The record is from RefSeq and is a predicted model, not a curated record.
AUGAAUUUCAAAUGUCCAAAGUGUGGAAAAAAGUACCGUUACAAGUGCAACUUGUACGCUCAUUUGAAACAUGAAUGCGGCAAAGCACCUUCGCUGCAGUGUCCACACUGUCAUCACAAAACUAAGCAGAGAAGAUUCAACUUCAGACAUGAAGAAAGGUUCCUUGAAAACAAAUCCAGCAGACCACUUGAGAAUUUCACGUGUCAAAAAUGUGGAAAAAUUUACCGCCACAAGUGCAACCUCUAUGCUCAUCAGAAGCAUGGAUGCGGUAAAACACCUUCACUGCAGUGCCCACACUGUCCUCAUAGGACUACAUUCAAGGGCAACUUGAAGGCUCACAUAGCUGCCAAACACUUCAUUCUUCUCGGAUACAACUUUGGACAAGAAAUGUUCCUUGAAGAUAAAUCCAGCAAACCACCUGAGCAUUUCAGGUGCCAAAAAUGUGGAAAAAUCUAUCGCCACAAGUGCACCCUCUAUGCACAUCAUAAAUACGAAUGUGGCAAAAAUCCUUUAAUGCAGUGUCCUCACUGCCCUCACAGAACUAAGAAGAAGAGUUUUUUUGAAGAUAAUGUCUUCGAAGGCCAAAACCCGAUGAAUUUCGAGUGUCUAAAAUGUGGAAAAUUGUAUCGUCAUAAGUGCAACUUGUACGCUCAUUUGAAACAUGAAUGCGGCAAAGCACCUUCGCUGCAGUGUCCACACUGUUUUUUGGAGGAUGUAUUCGAAGAGCUACAGCACAGCUCAAAGGCUAUUUUCAAGUGCGAAAAGUGUGGAAGAGUUUAUAACUACAAGAGCAGUUUGUAUGCUCAUCAGAAGCAUGAAUGCGGCAAGGAGCCUUCAUUGCAGUGUCCCUACUGUCCUCAUAAAUCCAGGAAGAAAAAUCAUUUGACAAGAUACAACUUUGGACAAGAAAUGUUCCUUGAAGAUAAAUCCAGCAAACCACCUGAGAAUUUCAGGUGCCAAAAAUGUGGAAAAAUCUAUCGCCACAAGUGCACCCUCUAUGCACAUCAUAAAUACGAAUGUGGCAAAAAUCCUUUAAUGCAGUGUCCUCACUGCCCUCACAGAACUAAGAAGAAGAGUUUAUUUGAAGAUAAUGUCUUCGAAGGCCAAAACCCGAUGAAUUUCGAGUGUCUAAAGUGUGGAAAAUUGUAUCGUCAUAAGUGCAACUUGUACGCUCAUUUGAAACAUGAAUGCGGCAAAGCACCUUCGCUGCAGUGUCCACACUGUCCUUACAAAUCUACAAAGAAAAAUAAUUUGAGGCGACAUGUAGCUUUGAAACAUACCUACUCUUCCAAUUACAAUUAG